Messenger RNA from Bemisia tabaci, 3337 nucleotides. Lineage: Eukaryota; Metazoa; Arthropoda; Insecta; Hemiptera; Aleyrodidae. The record is from RefSeq and is a predicted model, not a curated record.
UGUUGCCCGCUCUUAGCAACUCACGUUGGACCAAAUUUCGAGCCUGUCGCUAGAUUCUCGUUGUAGGUAGUAUUCGUAGGUGUGCACGCUGAUUCUAUUUAUUCUUAGAUUUUAUAUUCUUCUACUCAAAAUAUAUUUUCUUUCACGAAUAAAGUCAACAUAAACGCGAUUUUUCGGAAACGACCGAAACUUGAAAAAAGGUAUCUGAAAUUUUUGCCAGUAACCGCAAUCAGAACUUUUCCAAACUUGCCGAUCCGCAUUAGAUGGAUUUAUGAUAAGUGUUUACUUGUUCGUGUUCUCAAAUUGAUAAAUACUCCGUAAUGUUAAGGAGAGUGCGAAAUUCAACGGGUCGGGAAAUUUUAAUUUUUUUUCCUGCACUUGAAACAUUCGUGGAUAAUCUAGCAACCUUAGUAGAGUGUGUUCGGAAUUAACUCUAGAUUCAUCGUCUAAUUGAAGAAUUCACUGUUGAAAUAUUGUUGAACACUCUAGGCCGUUGACUUUCACCUGAGACUUACUUCUUUUUACUCCCGGAAUGUUAUUAAGCUGAAUCGUGUAUAUAUUGAAGGCCACAGGAAAUAACAAAGCGGUGGGCCAGAUUGAUGGGAUGAAAGUGCUCCAAGCCUGGAGAGCGAUCGGAGGACUGAGAGCGACUGGGACGAUCGGAGGAUGAGCGGAUCGACGACGGGCACCUCGGAGACGCUGGCCAACUCCGGGUACUGCAGCGGCGAUGAGACGGCGAGCCUCCUCUCGUCGCGGACGACCCCGCUGCCGACGGUCAAGCCGGUGCUCAUCCGCCAGGACUGCACCACCUCGCUCCGCAAGUCCCCGACGCCCAACCUCUCCACCUCCGGCGGGGCCAUGGGCAACAGCGACGAGUCCGGCAACACCGUCUGCGCCGAGGACUACAACGCCCGCUCCCUCACCGAGCUGGACCACGCGUCCUCCGCGGCGGCGGCCACCCGGUUCCCCGGCUCCGGGCUCCGCAACUCGGCCCCGCCCGGCGGGUUCCACCUCGUCCCGUACGUCCGCUGCCACUGCGAGCGGCGCAAGUCCCACUCGCUGGCCCGCUCCGCCUCGCGCGAGUCCGUCCGCUCCAUCCACCCGGCGCCCACCGUCCACCUCACCAUGUCCCCGAGCUCCCGCAUCAUCCGCCAGAGCUCCCAGCCGGAGGCCACCUGCUCCGGCCACUGCUGCCACGUUCACGGCGGCAGCGCCAGCCCCAUCCCCAGCGGCUCCAUGCGCCACCUCAGGGACCCCGCCGACGGCCUCGCCAUGAUCGCCGCCGAGUCGCUCCGCUACAACGGGGCCAUCAGGCAGUUCAAACAGGGGAUAUUGCUCAAUCCGCAAACGUUGGCCCAAGCGCGACGCUCCAGGUUCAGGCGGGCCUACACCGACGCCGCCCCCGCCACCAGCGAUCGCAGUGACGUAGCAGUCGCAAAAGCCACGCUGCGGAAGCCGGUGUCGACAGUGUCCACACAUUCGAUUCCGGGGGCGAUGAAGGAGAAGCCCGGGCGAGGGGACAGCGGGGGCGGGGACGACGGGGCGGGGAUGGCCCUGGUGGGGAUCCACGCGGACUUCCCGCGCUACACGGAGGAGCGGGAGCGGGCCCAGGGACUCCCGUGCAAGGGCAACAGCGUCGGCUCCACCGGGAACCUCCACAGCGUCAAGCACAAGCCCAGCGUCGGCUACAGGCUCGGCAAGCGCAAGGCCUUAUUCGAAAAGCGCAAGCGGAUUAGUGAUUACGCCCUCGUCAUGGGCAUGUUCGGCAUCAUCGUCAUGGUCAUAGAGAGCGAACUCUCCAGUGCCGGCAUUUACUCCAAGUCAUCGUUCUAUUCUACAUCUUUGAAAACGCUUAUUUCUGUCUCAACUGUGAUUCUUCUUGGACUAAUAGUUACUUACCACGCUCUAGAAGUUCAGUUAUUUAUGAUAGACAAUUGUGCAGAUGACUGGCGAAUCGCAAUGACGUGGCAGAGGAUGGUGCAAAUUGGCCUUGAGCUCCUUCUCUGCGCGGUUCAUCCAAUUCCUGGCCAAUAUUAUUUUUUGUGGACCACCAAGCUAGCUAACAAAGGUGGUGAAUAUGCUUCCCGCUGGGUGCCUUAUGAUGUGACCUUGUCUCUCCCUAUGUUUUUCCGUCUUUAUUUGAUAUGCAGGGUCAUGCUCCUUCAUAGUAAACUAUUCACCGAUGCCUCAUCUAGGAGUAUUGGUGCUUUAAACCGGAUUAAUUUUAACACCAGGUUUGUUCUGAAAACACUGAUGACAAUUUGUCCGGGGACUGUUCUACUAGUUUUUAUGGUUUCACUGUGGAUCAUAGCGAGUUGGACGCUUAGACAGUGUGAAAGGUAUCAUGACGAAGACCACGCUAACUACCUGAAUUCUAUGUGGUUGAUUGCAAUUACUCUUCUGAGCGUAGGAUAUGGUGACAUCGUGCCUAACACAUACUGCGGACGAGGCAUCACUCUUACCUGCGGUAUAAUGGGAGCUGGAUGCACAGCCUUACUGGUUGCCGUUGUCUCACGUAAAAUGGAGCUCACGCGAGCUGAAAAACAUGUUCACAAUUUUAUGAUGGAUACUCAACUCACUAAGCGCCUAAAAAAUGCAGCGGCAAACGUUCUGCGAGAAACUUGGCUGAUAUACAAACAUACUAGGCUAGUAACGAGAGUCAACCCGGGUCGGGUGCGAACCCAUCAGCGAAAAUUUCUCCUAGCUAUUUAUGCCUUAAGAAAAGUUAAGAUGGACCAACGAAAACUCAUGGACAAUGCCAACACAAUUACUGAUAUGGCAAAGACUCAAACUUCCGUUUAUGAAAUUGUCUCAGAGAUGAGCGCCAGAUGUGAUACUUUAGAGGGUCGCCUUGUAGGAGUAGAAGAAAAGCUACUAGCAAUACAAGAGCAGAUUGAGCUUCUUCCAGACCUUCUAAGCCGAUGCGUCCAACAAGCAGCGCAGCAGCAGGUGCAGUUAUCAAGUAGUGCAGAAAAAGCAAAUGAAUCAAAACGGAAUUUUCUGCAUCCAGAAUCAGCGGCCAUGCAGUCAACAUCACCGAGUCAUUGUAAUUCCCCUCUCCUCUCGCACUCGAGGAGUGUACCCCCAAAUACCCCUUAUCAGUGGCCCACUAGUCCCAUUUUGCCCCCUAUCAGCAGCCGCACUCCACAUUUAGUACCAGAACCACUUCAACCUACCUCUAGCUGAGUGUAGCUCAACUGCUACCAGUGGAUGGAAAUCUGUUCUUUUUGGUGCUGUGUUGGAGUGUAAAGUGAUAUUUUAAAUUCUACUUUAGAAUAAUGUAAAUAAAAUAUUGUUUUGGUUACUGUAUUAAUCUGGGAUCAAAAAUGAAACAUUU